Molecule: messenger RNA, 1437 nt
Organism: Pyricularia pennisetigena
Lineage: Eukaryota; Fungi; Ascomycota; Sordariomycetes; Magnaporthales; Pyriculariaceae
Exons: 3
Coding region: 1-1437 (478 amino acids)
Source: RefSeq, a predicted model, not a curated record
AUGCGGCCAACUCUCAGUCAUUUCUUCCAGCCCAAGAUCCUAGAUUGGGGUCAAGAUUUCCCGGAGCCGGAAGAGCCCCUGUGCACCCUCGUGACCCUCCAAGCCCCUCAAAUCCAACCACAGCCAUCUGCCUCACAGCCUCGCACCGCAUUGGUCCUGGACGAAAUUCGCUCGAACACUAGAAGUGAGAUUCACCAGCUCCCACUCCUCAAUAUACCGCACAGUGGCGUUGGUGUCCACGGGACCAUACAGAGCCCAACCCGAAAGCGGUUGCAGCGUGUGGUGGACGGACGCCCCGCCGACCGGGUCCUCCUGUCCGGCGACUCCGGCCCUCUCCAGCGCUCCGGCGUACCCGUCCGGCGUCCCCGAAACAACCUUCUUGCCCAGCGUGCCCGCCAUCAGCAUGGCCUCCGUCUUGACCCCAGGGCUGGGGUAGUCGUGCAUGGUAAAUGGGACCUUGGCGUACCCGACCGGCAGCUGACGCAGAUCGACUUCUGCGUACGUGACGUUGUCCAUCGUGAGGGCGCCGUUGCGCCGGGCAAAGUUGCGACCCUUGUCGUCCCAGUAGUGGAAGCCAGUGAUCCAGCCGGAGAUGUAGUAAGGGGGUUGGCCGCACACUGUGCCCUGGCGGGCAGUUACGAUGUCGUUCCAGAACUGGAUCGUGUCGGACGAGUCCGGCGCGUCAAAGGUCGACACGAAGCGAGUCAGGAUCGGUCGCAGGCGCGCACCAUACGCGGCUGGGUCCUCGCCAAAAGCGGCGAGGCGGUCGAGCUUGGCCACGAGGGCUUCCCAGUCGCGCCUGUCACCCAGCAGAGUGACGGAGGGGAGCCCGCAGACGAUCCCGCCCUCGAACUUGAAGUAGGCCUGGGUCAGGCCCAUCAUGAGCACGUUGGCCGUCAUGCGGUCCGAGUCGGUCGUGGUGGUGAAGUUGGGCAUGAUCCAACCCUGGAGCCAAUCCGUCUUGACGCGCUUCUGGAUCUCAUCCUGGAAGCGGACGAUGACGGCCUCCCAGGUCCAGUCCUCGACGAGAAUGACCUCCUUUCCUUGCGAUUCGGCAUGGGCGUUCAUGAAAAAGUUCAUCUGGGUCAGGAUUGUGAACCACACCUCUUCGGGCCUGACGACGAGGUGAAGGUGUUCGCCCCAUGCCUGGAUGGCGCCUCGGACGAAACUGUCCGACGAGGAGCGCAAGCCCUCUUCAACCGAGAAGCUGGCGCUGUCGUACGAGGAGAGGAUGAUGGAGCCAUUGAAGUUGACAAAGUCCCGUUCAGCGCUCUGCAGGAAAAAGUCCUCGCGGGAAAGGAUGACAUUAGAACCAAUGUAUGGCUUGGCUUCUCCACCGGGCAGGACCGUUACGUGUCCCGUGACGACGCUGAAGCCAAUCGCGGCAAGGAGUGUCAGGGUUUUGAGUGCUUGUGUGCAUCCCAUGAUGUGAAAUGA